Messenger RNA from Ectocarpus sp. CCAP 1310/34, 1944 nucleotides. The record is from the annotation of a GenBank genome assembly. Lineage: Eukaryota; Phaeophyceae; Ectocarpales; Ectocarpaceae.
AUGGAUGAUCGUCGUCCUGAGGAAUGUUCUUGCUCGGCAGGGCGGUGGGCGGGUGCCAUCGACGGCGGGGGGAUCGGCGCCGCCGGCGUUGGGAAGGUGGCCGUCGCGGUGGCGCUAGCACUAGUGGUCGCUCUGGCCCGCAGGGGAGAUCGGGGGGCACUCGAAGUUCAUGAGGAAGACACUUCCUCCCCUGGUUGGCCAACCGUUUGGCAGGUACUGGGUGCUUGGUGGGGAGCUUGGACCGCUUUUGUGCUGUUUUGGGUGCUGUUGGCGGCGGUAGGGGCCGCGUGCCUGUGGUGCGCGGUGCGCGUGGCGCGAUGGCGAGAAGAGAUCUUCGCCCAGAGUCCGGUCGUCCCCGAGGCCCUCUCUCGCGCAGCAGCAGUAGCAGCAGCAGCGGCAGGGGUACCUCUCGGCCCCGGCGGGCGUGCGGGGAGAGACAGCGGAGACGACUGCGGCAGGAUGGCCGAGGAGUUGCCACCGGCGGAGGCGUGCGUAGAUGACGAUCCCGUCGGUUGCCUGUUCAGGCCGGGCACGCGGGCGUCGCGGGACUUCUGCGCCCCCCGAUUGAUGCCCGACGCGAGCAGUAGCGUCAGAGGAGGGUGUCACAGCGUGAACGGGGGGUCUACGGCGACGGCGGCGGCCGAGGGUAGCGGGGCGGUGGUGUUCCUGACGGGCGUCACGGGGUUGGUGGGGCAGAUGGUUCUGUUCGACCUGCUCCGGCAAGGAGCGGCGGUAUCGAGCGGCGGUCCUUCGUGCGAUGACGACGAGGCCGGCGAAGCUCUCGGCGGCGGCAAAGCCGGGUUGGGAGGGGUGGCGUCGGAGGGGCUCCGCUCGGUGGUGGUCCUGGUAAGGGGCAAGAAGGGCGUGGCCCCCUCGGAUAGACUGGCCUCCAUAAGGGACAGCGCCAUGUUCCGACCCCUGCGGGAGAGCGGGGCUUGGGUGGACGAAGAGACCGACACUCCCUCCGCGGAGAGAGCGUCACCGUUGCCGUUCCCCCCGUCCCGUGAGGCCCUUGGUCUCCCGCCGAAGAAGCGGCGGGGAGCGGUGGUCAUCGCCGUAGAAGGCGAGCUGGGUGGAGAAGGGCUGGGGCUGUCGGCGGAGUCGCGGGCGCUGCUGACAGGAGCCGGCGUGACCCACGCGCUGCACUGCGCCGCGAGCGUGAGCUUCAGCGACCCCCUGGCGGAGGCGGCGGCGACGAACGUUACCGGUGCACUAAGGGUGGCCGCCCUAGUGGCAUCCUGGCCGUCAUGCGGGACUUUGAUACACGUCUCGACCGCUUUCGUCCACGGCGGAAAGUCGGGCACAGCUUCCUGCCCCCUGCCUCAAGAGCUCCCUGAUCUUGGCGGCAGAAGCCCCGAACGGUUGUACCGAAGCGCACAGCGGACCCCCUCGGCUCCAGACGCCGGCGGAGGUAGCGGCGGGGGCGGCGGGGCGGGAAAGGAAGCCGUCGACGCCAUGGCUGAUUUGGGGUACCCGAACACGUACACCUUUACGAAGGCUCUCGGCGAGCACCUCCUUGUGAGGGCGCUGAGCGCGCACAAUCGUAGGCUGGACAGGUUGGCCGCCGCUGCCGCCGCUUCCGAUGUCGAGGAGGGCGGUGAUGAUGAGGCCGGAGGGCGGCUGGCGGCGGGCGGGCGCGGUCUUACUAGUGGCGACUCUCGUGGCUCGCCGAAACCUUGCCGACUGCGGCUGAGGGUAGUGCGACCGAGCAUCGUUGGACCGGCCUGGGUCUUCCCGUGGCCUGGGUGGACGGGAGAGCAACCGUCGACGGUUACAGGUGAGCCGACGGAGGGGGGUGUGGCGGGAUUGUGUUUGUACGGGGGUGGCAUGUUUGGGGAAGAACGGCCAAGGCAGCUCCUCCGGCGGCAGUGCGAAACACCAAGAGACUCAUUCAAGGCCCUGGACUCCGUCCGCAAGCCGGAGACGCGCCGACCUCUCCAAUAG